AUGGGAGAAGAGCGAGAAUACGAUGGGUAUAACCCCAAGCGGCGCCGCUUGGAAGGCGCGCACUCGAACAGCCGAUUUCGUAAUGACUCCCGCGGCUCCACACCACGCGCCCAGUCUCGCUAUGCGCCCACGCCACCUCGCCAGCAGGAGGACCAGCAGCAACCGCCUGACGAAGAUUGGAAGGCGCUAGAUCGCGACUGGUACAUGCAGGAUGAGUUUGGCGGGCAUGCCUUUGGCGAUGAGACGCACAAUCCCUUCGCAUCGUACGAGACCUCGACCGCAGAGGCUCUGCAGCUCGAGUCUGCCCGAGCCGAAAAGAUGACCAGCCGAUACGAUGCGCGACAGGAACAACGGCGCAAGGAGAAUGACGCCUGGGAAACGAAUCGAAUGCUGGUAUCGGGCGUCGCGCAGCGCCGCGACAUGGCUUCGGACUUUGACGACCAAGAGGCGACUCGUGUGCACCUGCUUGUCCACGAGCUGCGGCCGCCGUUCCUGGACGGUCGCACCAUCUUUACCAAGCAGCUCGAUCCAGUGCCAGCUGUCCGCGACUACCAGAGCGACAUGGCUGUGUUCAGUCGAAAGGGCAGCAAGGCGGUCAAGGAGGCGAGACAGCAGCGCGAGCGACAGAAACAAGCUCAGCAGGCGACGAGCUUGGCUGGUACGGCGCUGGGAAACAUUAUGGGCGCCAAAGAAGAUGACGGGGACAGUGCUUUGCCUGCCCCAGUAGAGGCGGAUGCCCCGAGCAACGACCGCAAGGGCAACAAAUUUAGCUCACAUAUGAAAAAGGCUGAAGGCGCGAGUGAUUUCAGUCGAAGCAAGACGCUAAGAGAGCAACGUGAAUACUUGCCCGCUUUUGCGGUUCGAGAGGAGCUGUUGCGUGUCAUUCGCGAAAACCAAGUCACCAUUGUUAUCGGAGAGACGGGCUCGGGAAAGACGACACAGCUGACGCAGUUUCUGUACGAUGAUGGCUACGCCAAGACGGGCAUGAUUGCGUGCACACAACCUCGCCGUGUUGCAGCCAUGAGUGUUGCGAAGCGUGUGGCGGAGGAGAUGGAAGUUGAACUGGGAACCACUGUUGGGUACUCCAUUCGUUUCGAGGAUGUCACUAGCAAGGACACCGAAAUCAAGUACAUGACGGAGGGUAUCCUGCUGCAGCAUUCUCUAACCGAACCCGAUCUGGACCGCUAUUCAUGCAUCAUCAUGGACGAAGCUCACGAGCGUGCUCUCAAUACGGACAUUCUUUUUGGUCUAUUCAAGAAGAUUCUGUCGCGCCGGCGCGACUUGAAGCUCAUCGUCACAUCUGCUACCAUGAAUGCCAAACGCUUCUCUGAGUUCUUUGGCAAUGCGCCCGAGUUCACGAUUCCCGGACGCACAUUCCCCGUCGAUGUCAUGUUCCACCGCUCGCCAGUUGAGGACUACGUCGACCAGGCUGUGCAGCAGGUUCUCGCUAUUCACGUCUCCAUGGACCCCGGCGACAUCUUAGUCUUUAUGACUGGUCAGGAAGACAUUGAGAUUACUUGCGAACUGAUCCAGAGGCGAUUGGACGCUCUGAAUGACCCGCCCAAGCUAAGCAUUCUACCCAUUUACAGCCAGAUGCCUGCCGAUCUGCAGUCCAAAAUCUUCGACCGUGCUGAGGCUGGAGUGCGCAAAUGCGUCGUUGCAACCAAUAUUGCGGAAACAAGUUUGACCGUCGACGGCAUCAAGUACGUGGUGGACGCGGGCUACAGCAAAAUGAAGGUAUACAAUCCCAAGAUGGGCAUGGACACGUUGCAAAUCACCCCCAUCUCGCAAGCCAACGCGUCGCAACGAUCCGGUCGUGCUGGCCGUACCGGCCCGGGCAAGGCAUUCCGGCUCUUUACCGAAAAGGCGUUCAAGGAGGAGCUCUACAUGCAGACAAUUCCCGAAAUCCAGCGCACAAACCUCGCCAACACAGUGCUGAUGCUCAAGUCGCUCGGUGUCAAGGACCUGCUCGAGUUUGACUUUAUGGACCCUCCACCGCAGGACACCAUCUCCACCUCUAUGUUUGACCUCUGGGCGCUCGGCGCGCUCGACAACCUCGGCGAGCUGACAGAAAUCGGCCGCAAGAUGAGCGCGUAUCCGAUGGACCCGUCGCUGGCUAAGCUGCUCAUCAUGGCGGAGCAGUACGGCUGCAGCGAGGAGAUGAUUACCAUUGUUUCAAUGCUGUCGGUUCCCAACGUCUUUUACCGCCCCAAGGAGCGCCAAGACGAGGCCGACACGCAGCGCGAGAAGUUUUGGGUGCAUGAGUCGGACCACCUGACGUACCUACAGGUGUACCAGGCGUGGAAAUCCAACGGCUUUUCGGACGGCUGGUGCAUCAAGCACUUUCUGCACUCGAAGUCGCUGCGCCGCGCAAAAGAGAUUCGCGAGCAGCUGCUGGACAUUGCAAGGAUGCAAAAGAUGCAGCUGGUCAGCUGCGGCAUGGACUGGGACAUGAUCCGCAAGUGCAUCUGCUCCGGCUACUACCACCAGGCGGCCAAGUACAAGGGGUCCGGCGAGUACGUCAACCUGCGCACCAACUUGCCUGUGCAGCUGCACCCGACGUCGGCGCUGUACGCGGGCCACCCGCCCGACUAUGUCGUGUACCACGAGCUGGUGCUGACGUCGAAGGUGUACGUGUCGACGGUGACGGCGGUCGACCCGCACUGGCUGGCGGAUCUGGGCGGCGUGUUUUAUUCGGUCAAGGAAAAGGGUUAUUCGGCACGGGAGAAGAGAAUCACGGAGACGGAGUUUAAUCGUAAGAUGGAAAUUGAGACGAAAAUGGCGGACGACAAGCGCCGCGAGGAGGAGAGGCUCCAGGCAGAGGCGGAGCGCGCGAGCGCGACCAAGAAGAAGACGAGCAGCAUGGAUGGCAAGAAGUUUGUGACGCAGGGCGCGGUCAAGAAGCCAGUGGUGAAGCGGAGGGGACGAGGCUUCUAG
Molecule: messenger RNA, 2937 nt
Organism: Akanthomyces muscarius
Lineage: Eukaryota; Fungi; Ascomycota; Sordariomycetes; Hypocreales; Cordycipitaceae
Exons: 1
Coding region: 1-2937 (978 amino acids)
Biological process (GO): mRNA splicing, via spliceosome
Cellular component (GO): intracellular anatomical structure; spliceosomal complex
Molecular function (GO): ATP binding; RNA binding
Source: RefSeq, a predicted model, not a curated record